AUGCGGGUGCACGAGACAAUGCAUGCCGGGUGGUCUCCCCCGACGCUCGAGGCCAACGAGUCAUAUUUCUGCGCCAGCGACCAGACGACGAUCGACGACAACUCCAAGUGGCUCGUGGCGCUGAGCCGGGGUGUGACCUACUUUAGCCCGUCGACCAACACGAAUACGAACAAGAAGUUCCACUGGUUCGACAUAUCCAAGUGCACGAGUUUCUUCACCAAGCCUACACGCAAGGAGAAUCCAUCCGACCGUCCUCCGAUGUGCAACGACAACGAGUUUGAUUCGCUACAAUACGAAGACGCGCGAGCCGCAGCUUUUGAAGCGCCGUGGACUCAAAACAUCCCAAGUGCACCUUCCGCCGAGAUUACCACGUCGGCUGUCGAUGGCGUCCCGGUCUUGGCCCAGCUCCACGCCGUCCUCGUCCUGUACAACCGGCGCCUCGACGACGGCUACCUCCCGCACCUCUUUUUCGAGCGACUUUUGCGUUCGAUCGAGCUCUAUGGGCCGCACUGCCCUCUCGACAUGGCGUACGUUCUUGGUGACAUGAUGACACGUGCUCUCGAUGCCCACGAUGCGUAUGCCAAAGCGUCGCGCGCCGUGUACUUCUGGUGCAUCGCGGUGACGCCGCAGCUUGACGCGUUUCAAGAGCUUCUGAAGAGCGGCCAUCUCGACGAUGCACGUACGGUCUUGCACUCCGUCUACAUCGGCAGUGCUGACGCCAUGAAGACGGCCACGGGAGCCCUCGCGACCACAAAAGCGCUCUUGACGUAUGUUGAAGACGAAGCGAUGCUGUUCAGUGCCCGCAUGCGCACCGGCAGCCUUGACCAAACGCCAGCAACUACGGACGGCACCAAGGAGACCAUAAUGUCAGAGACAAGUGCCCACGGUGCGAUGACGCUGGUGACGUCAGAGACGAUGACGACGUCGUCCGCAUUGGUGUCAUUGGUACCGGAAAAGAUGCAGCAAAUACGCAAGACCAUUUACAAGGCAUACAGCGCCUGCAAAGAAGCGUCGAUUCUACCGUGGACAGCACAGCCCACGACAACUUGUCCGCCGAUGACGAUCGACAGUACCAUGGCGGACGCUCUGCGCAAACUGGCCACACGGUUGCACACGAUGGCUGGCCACAUCGAGAUGGGUCUGGAGGGUCUCGCGACAACCGACGUUGGCUCGCUUGUAGCGAAGGAGGUCCAGCACCCCACGGACCUUGGCAAAAACGCUCGAGCCCACUGUGAGGCCGCGUCCGCCUUGUGCAAUGCAUGCAAUGAAUUUAUUCGCAACCACAAGAGCCACUACGCUUGCGAUCUAGCGACGACAUUGUAA
Messenger RNA from Saprolegnia diclina VS20, 1323 nucleotides. RefSeq lists its product as hypothetical. The record is from RefSeq and is a predicted model, not a curated record. The coding region runs from base 1 to 1323 and encodes 440 amino acids. NCBI's taxonomy places the organism in Eukaryota, Oomycota, Saprolegniomycetes, Saprolegniales, Saprolegniaceae. The transcript has a single exon.